Paramecium pentaurelia is the source of this 796-nucleotide messenger RNA. NCBI's taxonomy places the organism in Eukaryota, Ciliophora, Oligohymenophorea, Peniculida, Parameciidae. The record is from the annotation of a GenBank genome assembly.
AAUGUCACAAUACGGUAAAGCAGAAUAUUGGGAAGAACGAUACACGAGGUAUUAAGUCUGUUAAUCUAAAAUAGAGAUCCUGAACCAUUUGAUUGGUAUUAAAGAUUUGCAGGGAUCAAGGAUCUAGUAUCAGCCUGCUUCACUCCUGAAAGCAAACUUCUCAAUAUUGGGGCAGGGAAUUCAAGUAUGGAAUUGUUAUAGGGUGAUUUUAGGAUUAAGUGAGGAGAUGUUCGAUGAAGGUUAUUAGAAUAUUACAAAUAUUGAUAUUUCUCAUGUUGUUACAAAAGCGAUGUAAGAGAAGUACAAAGAUAAAGGUCCAAAUUUCAAAUGUACAAAUAGUUUAAUUGUAGAUCUUCAUAUGGAUGCCAGAGCAAUGGAAUUUGAAGAUGGAUCAUUCGAUGGAGCCAUAGAUAAAGGAACUCUUGAUGCCAUAUUAGUAAGACUUAUAAUCUACUUUAGUGUGGAGAAUCAUCGUCAUCCAAUGCUUAAAAAGUGAUUCAAGAAGUUCACAGAGUGUUGGGACCAAAAGGAGUGUAUUUAGCAAUUUCAUAUGGUUUACCUGAACAUAGACUUUAAUAUUUUGAAAAGCCUGAAUAUGAUUGGUAUGAUAAGAUGAUUAAUUUCAUUUGAUUAGGAAUGUAAUAGUUAAAUAAGUUCACAAACCAACAAUUUCAACUUCUAUCGCAAUUACAAAUGAAGAUAAGGAUGCUCCAAAUGCUCAUUAUAUAUAUAUAUGCACUAAAGUAGAUUGAAAUUGUUAUUAUUUUAGGGAUAACAAAAAGGAGCUAAGUAAUGA